This is a messenger RNA of Mesoplodon densirostris (Blainville's beaked whale), 945 nucleotides long. RefSeq names its product olfactory receptor 6Q1. Gene Ontology annotation, biological process: G protein-coupled receptor signaling pathway. The record is from RefSeq and is a predicted model, not a curated record. Gene Ontology annotation, molecular function: G protein-coupled receptor activity; olfactory receptor activity. Gene Ontology annotation, cellular component: membrane. Lineage: Eukaryota; Metazoa; Chordata; Mammalia; Artiodactyla; Ziphiidae.
AUGCAGCCAUGUGACCCAAACUGGACCCACAUAACAGAGUUUGUUAUGGUGGGCUUUGCCGAGGUGCGUGAAAUGCGCCUCCUCUUCUUUACUCUCUUCCUCACUAUGUACCUGUUCACCUUGGUGGAGAAUUUGGCCAUCAUCCUGGUUGUGGGUUUGGACCACCAGCUAUGUAGGCCGAUGUAUGUCUUCCUGACACACUUGUCCUACCUUGAAAUCUGGUACACUUCAGUCACAGUGCCCAAGAUGCUGGCUGGUUUUACUGGGGGAGACAGGGGCAAGAAUAUCUCCUAUGCUGGAUGUCUGUCCCAGCUCUUCAUCUUUACCUUCCUUGGGGCAACGAAGUGUUUCCUACUGGCUGCCAUGGCCUAUGACCGCUACGUGGCCAUUUGUAUGCCUCUCCGAUAUGGGGCCUUGGUGUCCUGGGGCAGCUGCAUCCAUCUGUCAGCUGCUUGUUGCUUCCUCACCCCCAUUUUGCCCAUCUACCUCAUGUCCCGACUGACAUUUUGUGGCCCCAAUGUCAUUGAUCACUUCUUCUGUGAUGCUUCACCUCUGCUAGCCUUGUCCUGCUCGGGUGUCACCCUGAAGGAGACCACAGACUUCCUGGUGUCUCUGGCUGUGCUCCUGACCUCCUCCACAGUCAUUGCUGUGUCCUAUGGCAACAUUGUCUGGACACUGCUGCAUAUCCACUUGGCUGCCAAGCGCCGGAAGGCCUUCUCCACCUGUGCAGCCCACCUGACCGUGGUGAGCCUCUUCUAUGGCACUCUUUUCUUUAUGUAUGUCCGGACCAAAGUGGCCCCUUCCAUCAACUUCAACAAGGUGGUUUCUGUCUUCUACUCCAUCAUCACUCCAAUGCUCAAGCCUCUCAUCUACAGUCUUCGAAACAAAGAGGUGAAGGGAGCUCUGGGCAGAGCCUUUUCCUUCAGGUCUUGGAAAGGUCAGUGA